CCUUAACGAGUUAGGUUUUACAAAAUAUUUUAUAUAAAUAAGUAAAUUUGCGUUGAAAAAGAAUUUUCUAACAUUGAAAAGAAAACAAUUGACGGCAGGUACUGUAUUGAAGAAUUUGAAAAAUGGGGAUGGGAAGCAAUGGAGAAGUGGUGAUCUUCACAGACACAAGCAUUGACACGCACAUUGCGCUCUCCGUCUCUCCAGAUAUAACUGCUGCUGAUUUCAUGAGAGAGCUUGAGACAACACACUACACUUGCCUCCCAACUGUGGGAGAAAUCAAAGCUCAUGCGUUAAUGGUGAGAAAGAGGAAGCGGUUUUACCGUUUGUCGGAGUCUCUGCCUUUAAAGUGUGUUUUCCAGGGUGUGAAAGGAGCAUGGUUCCUUCACGUGCAAGUGGAAAAGGUCGCGGCCAGAGUGGCAGCAGCAUCAGCUUGCUGUGAUCCUCGAAGCUCAUCCACACGCAUUAAGCGAAGUGUUGCAGUUGGGAGCCGUAUUAUGACGGCUGCAAAUAACAUCAGACUCUCCGGGAACAAACCAAAACCUAUUCUUUCUUUCUUUGCACUCAGAGCUGUUUCUACCUUUCCAAUGUUUGAGAUCAGUGACAGUGACCACUAGCAAAUAGAACUACUUUCUUUUUUUGUCUAGUCUGUUACAUUUUUAAAGAAAGCUUGGAGAGUAGUAAAAACAGACUCAAUUGGCUUCCGGAACAAUAUUUUGGCAUCCGACGCCUGAGCAACAAGGCUCUUAUUGGCUUUGAAAAGAUGUAGGCAGAGGCGGAAGAUGCGCCUGAAACUGCAGGGAUAGAAAAUUAUUUGCGUCACGAGAUGCAACAUCAGCAGAACUACGUAGGAUAAUUGAUUUUGGGGUUACAGUGUUGCACAUUAUUUAGAUUUUGCUCAAUUGUAUGCAAACAUCACUAUUGGCUAUUUAGGUCUAUUUUUAUUUUAUUUGAACUAGAAAAAUAGUUAUUCUUCGUGAGGUCAUGAACUGGGCCACAAACAUGAACUGGAGUUCGGUUAGUUUUUCAGGCGACGCCAUUCUGGUUUCCUAGGCUGUCAAUUCUGGCCUUUGCGCCUCGGCAGUCAACUGGGGAACUGUCAAGAUAUUUGACACCUUAGGCCUUUGUUUAAUUCAUGUUCUUUCGCUUAUAUUAGUAGAUCUCAGAAUCGUCUGGCGCAUAACUUGGCCCAAGAGGCCAAAGCCAGAUACAUUUCGUUAUGUUCCUAUAGUUCUAGGUUGUAAUCUUUGCCACUUCUAUCUAUUUUCUAUCUUAAAUACAACAAUACAUUUUCA
Messenger RNA from Mercurialis annua (annual mercury), 1292 nucleotides. RefSeq lists its product as uncharacterized. NCBI's taxonomy places the organism in Eukaryota, Viridiplantae, Streptophyta, Magnoliopsida, Malpighiales, Euphorbiaceae. Bases 123 to 614 code for a protein of 163 amino acids. The transcript has 3 exons. The record is from RefSeq and is a predicted model, not a curated record.